AUGAAUAGUGAUCGCGAGUCAGAUGAGUUUUCUGACGACCCAGCGAUUUAUGCUGAUUUGGAUUCUGAGCCGGAAGAGGAAGAAGAACGGGAAUUCGGGAUUCAACCUUACAUGUUUGAACCACUCGCUGUCGGUGGCGCUGCCGUGGGCCAGGUUCCCGUCGGAGAAGAUAGUGGGAGAGCUGACGCUAAUGCAAUAUUAGGGAACAAUAACUGGUGUUCGUGUCAUGGAGGGUGUCAACCAAUGCCAACAUUGAGGGAGUCAUUUUGUUGCAAUCAAUGUGACAAAGUUGUGGAAAAGAUGGAGGAGUACAAGGAGGAAUUUGGUGAAGACCAGGCCCUGCGAUGCAUUACAGAGCAUCCUGGAUUUCAAACAGUUUGUCUGGAUAGAUGGUGUCUGGAAACGGCACAGUUUCACUACUUACAGCAGUAUGGAGGGCGAGCUCGUUGGGAUGCAACACCAAAUGAGUAA
Messenger RNA from Lytechinus pictus (painted urchin), 471 nucleotides. RefSeq lists its product as uncharacterized. The record is from RefSeq and is a predicted model, not a curated record. The coding region runs from base 1 to 471 and encodes 156 amino acids. The transcript has 2 exons. NCBI's taxonomy places the organism in Eukaryota, Metazoa, Echinodermata, Echinoidea, Temnopleuroida, Toxopneustidae.